AUAUACUCUUCUCGUUGAAGCGCCAAAAAUGGCUCUCCUAACAUUCUUCCCUUUCUUCUUCCUCUCACUGUAUCUUCUAAAACCAGCGGCAGCCAUCACUUGUUCAACUUCAUGCCCUGCCGGCGGGCCGGAAGUUAAGUUCCCCUUCGGCCUCAACCCUGACGGCAACCCAAAUGGUCCUUGCAGCUAUCCAGGUUUCGGUCUUUCUUGUAGCAACCGAACUCAUGAACUUGUCCUUAAUCUCCCCCAAUCCGGACAAUUCGUCGUUCGAUACAUCGAUUACGAUACCCAACAGAUAUGGAUCAACGACCCUGAUUUCUGCCUCCCUCGACGAUUCUUGCGGUCAUUCAAUAUAUCAGGAACGCCUUUCGACUCUGAAUUCUGGUACACCUUCACGCUCUUCAAUUGCUCUGCUAUCGAAGCUGCUGAGGGGGGGUUAAGGACAAUCCCCUGUCUUAGCAAUCAGAACUAUUCUAUUGUGGCUUCCCAGACAACAUCCUUUUUCGAUUCUACGAAUGUUUUGCAGUCUGCUUGUCGCCCUAUAAGAACUUUUACAAUCCCAUUUGUUUGGUAUGGUUGGUGGGACGGCGUCCGGUUAGAAUGGAACAAUCCCGAUUGUCGGUCAUGCGUUCAACGUCGAGGGGAUUGUCGGUUCAGGAAUAGGACUAGUCUGGAAAUUGAGUGCUUUAAUAUGCCAAGCCAAGGGGGUCUAUCAAGGAGUGCCAAGUAUGGAAUUAUAAUUGGCGUUGGAAUUCCGGGGCUCUUGAGUCUAAUCGGGCUAGUUUCGUUCAUUGGUAGUCGAAUGAGAACGAAUGGACGUCGAGGUAACCUUCCUAGUAUUGAAUUCUCGGCGUCAAUCUCUCCGUCACAGGCUAUUUUAAUAACAGGACUCGACGGGCCAACGAUUGAUUCCUACCCCAAGACUAAACUUGGUGAGAGCGGGCGUCUUCCCAAGCCGAACGAUAAUAUUUGUCCCAUUUGCUUAUCUGAAUAUCAGCCUAAGGAGACAUUAAGGACUAUACCGGACUGUAACCACUACUUCCACUCCCAUUGCGUAGACGAGUGGCUGAAGAUGAAUGCUUCGUGCCCUUUGUGUCGCAAUUCGCCCGGUGGAUCUUCUGAAGUUACCCCAUCUAUAUCUAUAUCUUCAUCGUAAUCUACUCUCUUACCACCAUAGGCAAUUCCAAAUUUAUGUCACUAUAUCAGCUGUUGUGAAUAUAUUAUACCCUUCAAGGAUGUGAGUUUUA
Messenger RNA from Hibiscus syriacus, 1247 nucleotides. Its product is annotated as RING-H2 finger protein ATL20-like. The record is from RefSeq and is a predicted model, not a curated record. Bases 29 to 1156 code for a protein of 375 amino acids. The transcript is spliced from 2 exons. Gene Ontology annotation, molecular function: polysaccharide binding. NCBI's taxonomy places the organism in Eukaryota, Viridiplantae, Streptophyta, Magnoliopsida, Malvales, Malvaceae.